Messenger RNA from Rubroshorea leprosula, 590 nucleotides. Lineage: Eukaryota; Viridiplantae; Streptophyta; Magnoliopsida; Malvales; Dipterocarpaceae. The record is from the annotation of a GenBank genome assembly.
CCCCAUCACGUCGCGUUCUGUCCCUCUCGGAUCGAAAGCCCUUUGGAAAGUCCCUGCGUGGCCCACAGAAGCUCUCCGACCUGUGAAUAAUACUGCCGCUGCUACCACUCUCUCUGUACCGAUCAAACCCUAAUAAUUUCCGCCUGUCAGAGCUCUCAAAAUCAUGGUCCGAUCGCUUCCUCAUCAGCCUCAACCCGUCCCUAUCCCUCUCCCUGCUACUAUCCUCAUCAACACUGGAUCGAUCUCGAUCAUAGCGAGACGAAGGAGAGAUGAGAUUACUCUUACUUCGAGCGUUGUUAUCCGAGGUGGAGGAGGACUUGUAGUGAAAGCCGCUACCGCCGGCACUGCUACUCCUGUGAGACGAUAACGAUCGAUUCAGAUUCUGAUUCGACUCUUUGCUGAUAUUCUUCUCAUAGGAAUCGAGAUCCUCGCUCGAUCUCAAUCUCUUCAUAUCGUCGAUGAAUUUCUGCGAUUCAAUUAGAUAAGAUUGGAGGAUUUGAGGACUGAAUCUGAGUCAAACCCUAACUCAAAUCCCAAAAUCAAACCUCAAUCCCAACCCUAGGGUUUUUGAAGAAAUCAAGGAAAGAACG